AUAAAAAAAACUAAAUACUCCGUAUAUAACUUACAGAAAACUAGAUACCUAACGUCCUAAACUCGCCUCCUAAUCAUGAGUCCAUAAUACGAGUACAAAAAUCGGCUCAAAAGGUGUAAAAUUGUGACACCAUCCUUAGAUUCUUUCCUUGACAUUAUUUUCGGAUGAUUUAAGUAAAGUAGAAAGUAAUGUCAACGGCUAAGUCACUCCUCCUAGUCUUGUUCUUCAUCAUCAUCGUCUUCUUCCUUCAAAUGCUAAAUCGCCUUCUUCGCGCCUUUUUGAAAAGAGAAACCCUAAUCUCAACCAAAAACAUCAUUCUCUCAAUCAAAACUAAAUUCUCUCUUCUCCUCCCUCCUUCAAUCAUGGCUUCAUCUCAAAAAUCCCCUGAAUUACCCCUUUCAGACCCACCAAAAUUUGACCCAUCACAACCAUCAAAUCCAAUUUCAUACCCAAUCAAAACCCUCCAAGAGCUCGAAUCAAGAUCAUAUUUUGAUUCAUUUCACUACCCUUUUAAUAAAUCUACAACCCCUUUGAAUGGGGAUUUGAAUUUGCCCCAAAAACCUAGGCUUUUGGUUUGCCAUGAUAUGGCUGGUGGGUACUUGGAUGAUGAUAAGUGGGUUCAAGGUGGGACUAAUUCUGAUGCUUAUGCUAUUUGGCAUUGGUACUUGAUGGAUGUUUUUGUUUAUUUUUCUCAUAAUUUGGUUACACUUCCUCCUCCUUCUUGGGUUAAUGCUGCUCACAAGCAUGGAGUUAAGGUGUUGGGGACCUUCUUGACAGAAUGGGAUGAGGGUAGGAUCAUAAGUGAUCAACUGCUAUCAAGUAUCGAGUAUGCUCGAAUGUGUGCUGAACGAUUGGCCGAGCUUGCUAUUGCUCUUGGAUUUGAUGGCUGGCUGAUCAAUAUGGAGGUCAAAAUAAAUCCUUCUGAGGUAGCAAAUUUGAAGGCAUUUGUCAGCCAUCUGACAGAUUUGAUGCAUAUGUCAAAGCCUGGAUCUUUGGUGAUAUGGUAUGAUAGUGUUACUGUUCAUGGUGACCUUGCUUGGCAAGAUCAGCUGAAUGACAAGAACAAAGCCUUUUUUGAUCUAUGUGAUGGCAUUUUUAUAAACUACACAUGGAAGAAAGACUUCCCGAAGCUCUCUGCUAAUAUUGCUGGUGAUAGAAAGUUUGAUGUUUAUAUGGGAAUAGAUGUAUUUGGAAGGAACACUUUUGGUGGAGGGGAGUGGACUACAAACCUUGCUCUAGAUGUCAUAAGGAAGGAUGAUGUAUCAGCUGCAAUAUUUGCACCUGGAUGGGUCUAUGAGAAAAAGCUACCUCCAGAUUUUCAGACUGCUCAAAACCGUUGGUGGGAUCUUAUUGAAAAAUCUUGGGAAGUGAGGCAGAGUUAUCCAACGACAAUCCCAUUUUUCUCAGAUUUUGAUCAGGGCCGUGGUCACCAUUUUUCUCUUGAUGGGAGGGAACUUUCAAAUGCUGAUUGGUGUAACUUAUCAUGCCAAAGCUUUCAGCCUUUGCUGGAAUUUUCUGGAGACCCUGGACCAGAUGCUACUCAAGUUUUUGUAAACCUUGAGGAGGAAUCUUAUAAUGGAGGUGGGAAUGUCACGUUUAAAAGCAUUCUUGGAAGCAUUCCUUAUUUCACAAAAAGGCUAUUUCAAGCAAAACUCCUCCUAGGGGAUCCAGCUGUGGGCUUCACAUUUUCUGUGAAGUCGUAUGGGGACUCACUGGUGGGCAUUUCUCUGGAAUUUAUUUCCAGUGAGGGCGAGAUUAUAUCAGUGCUCCUUGCAUCACAUGGGGAUGCUUUACUUACCAUGAACCAGUUCUCUAGCAAAUUUAGCAAAGUAAUUAUGCCUCAUCGAAUUACCAAAUCAGAGUCCUCUGAUGGGUGGGUCGUACAAGAGAAUGUCAUUUCCAUGCCAGGGUAUACACUAACAGAAAUUCGGGCAGUCUGCUACAAAUUAAGACCUAAAAUCAACGAGGGAGAGAUAUCUGAGUAUUAUGCAGUCCUUGGUCAUCUCUUAAUCCAAUAUUCUGGUCAUAAUGUACAAUUCCCACUCUCUUCUUCAUGGAUCGUUGAGGGUCAAGAUGUAUCAUGGAAAGCUGGCUUGGAUGAAUCCAAGUCUGUUUCCCUUACCAUUGUAUGGAGAUCUAAGGUUGGAGUUGGUCUUAAUGAAAUUCAGAAAUACAACAUUUAUGUCGAGAAUACAUCAGAAGAAGAUGCAAAUCUGGAUGUAAAUCUUCAAGAUGUACAGGAAUUUCUUGGAGUAGCAUUUGUGGAAUCCUUUUAUGUUUCUGAGUUGCUAGUUCCUUCUGGUAUUUCUGCUCUCAAAUUUGUCAUCCAAGUUUGUGGUGUUGAUGGGACUUGUCAACCACUCAAUGAUUCUCCAUACUUUCAAUUUAAUAUUUAAGAAAGUGUUUUACUAAACAGGAUAUACAAUGAAAAGUGCUUGGAAGAUUGUUGACAACUCUGUUUAAGCUUCAUUUGCAAAUGUGAAUUACCUGUUCUUGAUGAUGAUGAUGAAAAAGCAAUAAAAGCCAGUCACAAGUGGAAGAAAAGGUUUAAAUCAUUGUUGGUAGUAGCUACUAGCUUCAUCCUUUUCUCUGGAGACCCCACCAACAUUUCAUGAGUGAUGUGGCCUUCUACAAUUGGUUAUUGUGGAACCCUUUUUUAAGACAGGUUAUUUGAUUAGUUGGUAGUAAAUUGUCAAACUCUAAACUUAUAAUAAUCCCUUUCAUUUGAAAGCAUUUGUUUGUUUAGGAUAAUACACUUGAAACACCGAACUGUAAGUUAUUGUAUAAAAAAUUACUCUUUUUUUGGGGGGGUAUAUAACUGUCAAGUGACUGUAUAUUUUAACUGAUGAUCAGAGUAAGAACUGUGGGUGCAGUGGACUGAGAAUUCGGAAUUGAUGGAGAACUACUUUCAUGUGUGGAAAAUGUUAAAACCAGUACUUGGGAAAGAUUUAGGAGUGGAAAGGAAUUAAAAAGAAGAAAGGAAAGAUGCAGCAAAAGGAAAGGGUUAAAACCAAAACAUGGGAAAAUAAAGGAUUUCAGAAACCAAACAACCUUUUUCCUGGGUAUCAGUUGUCCUCGAGCCCUCAAAUGAGAAACAACCAUCCUUCCUAUCCUUGUCUCCAGAAAGAAGCUGCAUUGGAGGUUGAUAGAUAAAUCCAAAGGAGAAUGCCUUUUUGUCUUUUUAUUUUGACUUUCCAUCCAUGUUCUCUUUGUGAGCACUAUUUUUGUUAUUCCUCUUCAAUUUGACUAAUUUGCUACCUUUUCCUGCUCUACCAUUUAUUUUCUUUCACCCAAAUGUGUCACAUUCCAAGGGAAGCAGAUUAUUAUCUCCUCUUUCAUUCAGAUAUCAAGAAAAACAAUAGAAAUAUGCAGAUGCUUGUGACUUUAACAUGUUCCCAUGGUUCACCAAAACAACUGCCGCCACCACCACCAACAGCUUCUGUAGCUUUGUAGAGAUGUAGACUAUUGUGAAAGUUGAUUCUAAGCGAAAGAGUUUGAUCAAAUGAUAUACCAAAAUAAUUGAAACAAAGUUUUCAUUAGCUAUUUUGCUAAAAGUAAUUAUACGUCUAUUGUUAACGUAGAUAGAAUCAUUGUACUGUGUUUUGAAUUUUUUAAAUGAACUGAUUUUAAAAUUUGCUGAUGAAAAUGUUGUCUUUAAACAAAUAGACCGUAUGAAUUUAAUUGUAGUUUUCACUUCUUUUUUUGUUUUGUACUCGGUAUGCUCAGACUUGUUAUGAGUGACCUAUAUUUUUUUUCCCUUAGAUGUUUUUCUUUGUAUGUUUCUUCUUUUUUAACCUAUAGACAAUGCAGUCAUGCAACUCAUAGGAAAGAUUCUUGGGGACUAGAAAACCUUCAAUAGAAUGUUUUUUUAAGAAUGUACAACUUUAGUUAUUAGGGUUUUCCCAUUUUCCUCAACUUCCAAAUUAUUUGAGUAAUAGGUUUACAUAGAGUAAAUCAAAUUUCCUAUAUCAUAUUCCCUCGAGACUGCUAUACUUAUCCAAAUAUCAGCAAUUCUUAUGCCAAAAUGUUUUUGAACUUUUACUUAUAUAAUAAAAUUUCUAGGAGAAAAUUUCAAAUAAGAAUCCAUAAUAUCUGGUGGUGACUUCAUUCAAAGGGAAGUGUUAUAGGUAUCAUAUUGAGGACUUCAUGGAACAGGUCAUGACAAAAUUCUAUGCUUUGGUCUUCACAAACUUUUCUGUGCUAAGACUAUUUUAAAUGCUUAAAUUAUAAGUUCUUGUGACUGAAUAGGACAAAUACAGAAAACACAUUAAUUACUGACCAUUAAUCUGUUUUCUAGUCUCGGAUUCUAUGUGUAUUAAUUACAGUGAAGAUUAGCAUGGCUCCUUUUAGUCCUAUAAAAGGAUGACACGCACAAAUCGAGAAACGGUCUUUUUUUUUUCUGUUUAGUGUCUGCCAAAGAUAGAUAUAUAUAUAUAUAGAGGAGCUAUAGAAACAAAAGGGGGUGUGAUUGAGAUGGGAAUUUAGAAAAGUUUGGAAGUUUGACUUGGGAAAAUGCUUCCCUUAAUAAACAAUUGUUAGGAAGAAUCUUUGAGUCAGCUAUUGUCCCUGUUGCCUCUGCAUUUAAUUAUUAUUUUUUCUAUAGAAAAUCAUUACUUUUGAUGAGACAUGUAAUUGUAAGGAGAGAUGGAUUUGAAGAAACAUGGUAUUACAUUAUAAUAUAUGGUGAGGAUAAUAUAAUAAAUGUAAAAAUCUUUGUCUUAUUUAGUAUACUUGGUCCAUGAACUCAGCACUAACACUUGCCUCCCACGUGAAAUUUUUUAUGGACACUCACUAUCAAAUUCUAGCUUCUCCUUCCACAGUUAAGAAUUCUGCUUGUAAUAUCAUAUGAAUAUAGUAUAUUUAUAGAAUUUUUGUUACAGUGAUUUCUGCUUCUUGUGUUUUGGACUUUUUAUUUUGAUAUGUACUUGGAAUUCUUAGCACAUGAAUGAUGCUUUGUGAGACUUUUUCAAUCCGAAUUUGAAGCUGACUUACAUUAACAAGUUAUUAAUUUUGUUAGAAGGGGUGGCCAUGA
This is a messenger RNA of Chenopodium quinoa (quinoa), 5032 nucleotides long. RefSeq names its product cytosolic endo-beta-N-acetylglucosaminidase 1-like. The record is from RefSeq and is a predicted model, not a curated record. Gene Ontology annotation, cellular component: cytoplasm. Gene Ontology annotation, biological process: protein deglycosylation. NCBI's taxonomy places the organism in Eukaryota, Viridiplantae, Streptophyta, Magnoliopsida, Caryophyllales, Amaranthaceae. Gene Ontology annotation, molecular function: mannosyl-glycoprotein endo-beta-N-acetylglucosaminidase activity. The coding region runs from base 189 to 2396 and encodes 735 amino acids. The transcript has 12 exons.